CUCCGACGACCCUAAUUCCGGCGACUCACCGGACGUUACACAUCAAGAGUUCUUUCCUAAUAUAUGCCUUUCAACUCGUGGUACUAUACUGGGCAAUCUACGGCAUGUUUUGUGGCGGAAGGAGAAUGAGAGGUUGGUACUUAACGACAGGGAACAACGUAAUGAGCCAUCAUCGGGCUCCAAUAGUCCCAGAACAACUGUAUAUAGGAACCGUUAUCUACCCAAACAACGUCAAACGUGGUGGGGAAUCGCUUAGGCACAGCAGCCUCCCUCGUCUUCUUCAAUUGUUAAAGGGACCUUCUUCCAUUGAUAUGGCUCUGCUGGAGCAAAUUCACUCUCAAACGCUGCGUUCCAUCCCCAGCAGCCACCCACAAUUCCUCUUCCUAUAUAGCAGAAUUCUCCACUUCGCGUCUCUUGCUGAUCUUCACUACGCCACUCGAGUUUUCAAUCACUUUCAGAACCCCAAUUCCUUCAUGUGGAACACUCUCAUUAGAGCCUACGCUCGAAGCACCCACUUUAAAGAUCGCACCAUGGAGCUGUACAGAGCGAUGAUGGAAGACGAGAGUGUUAUUCCAGAUAAACAUACAUACCCGUUUGUUUUAAAGGCCUGUGCGUAUCUGUUUUAUUUUUUUGAAGGGAAACAAAUGCACGGCCACAUUUUGAAGCUUGGUCUUGAGUCUGAUAUUCAUAUUUGUAAUAGUUUGAUUCAUUUCUAUGCGUCGUGUGGUAACCUAGACUUAGCGCAGAUAGUGUUUGAUAAAAUGUUCCAGAGAAGUAAGGUUUCUUGGAAUGUACUAAUUGAUUCCUAUGUGAGGGUUGGUGAAUUUGACACUGCCCUGAAGUUUUUCCUUCAGAUGCAAAGUGCAUUUGAACCUGAUAACUAUACAAUGCAGAGUGUUAUUAGUGCUUGUGCUGGUUUAGGUGCUCUGUCUCUAGGUCUGUGGGCUCAUGCCUAUAUUUUGAAGAAGUCUGAGAUAAAUAUGGCUGAUGAUGUUUUGAUUAACUCUUGCUUGGUGGAUAUGUACUGUAGAUGUGGGUCCCUAGAAAUAGCUGAACAAGUCUUUGAAAGCAUGCCUGAUAAAGAUGUAAAUUCAUGGAAUUCGAUGAUUUUAGGUCUUGCCAUGCAUGGCAAAGCUGAGGCAGCAUUGGAUUGCUUUAACCGUAUGGUAAAAACUCAGACAGUUUCACCCAACUCUAUUACUUUUGUCAGUGUAUUGAGUGCCUGUAAUCAUAGUGGUAAAGUUAUCGAAGGACUUGAGUAUUUUGACAGGAUGAUUAAAGAAUACGAUAUAGAACCACGAUUAGAGCACUAUGGUUGUCUUGCUGAUCUUCUCGCUCGAGGUGGACGCAUAGAAGAAGCUCUGAACUUGGUUUCAGAAAUGCCGAUGAAACCUGAUGCUGUCAUAUGGAGAAGUCUGUUGGAUGCAUGCUGCAAGCAACAAACAAGUGUUGAGCUAAGUGAAGAAAUGGCUAAGCAGAUUUUUGAGUCAGAAGGAAGUGUUGGCAGUGGGGUUUAUGUACUUCUUUCCAAAGUGUAUGCUUCCGCUAGAAGAUGGAAUGAUGUAGGGUCACUUAGAAAACUGAUGACUGAUAAGGGUGUGAUUAAAGAGCCUGGAUGUAGUUUGGUAGAAAUAGAUGGUGUGACUCAUGAAUUUUUCGCAGGGGACACGACUCAUCCCCAAAGUAAAGAUAUAUACAAGUUUCUGAAUGUGAUUGAUGAGAAGCUAAAAUCAAUUGGGUAUUCACCUGAUUAUUCUGGAGCAACUAUGGUUGAUGAGAUUGGUGAUGGAAAACAGAGUACGUUGAGGCUGCACAGCGAGAGAUUGGCCAUAGCUUUUGGGCUAUUGAACUCAAAACCGGGUGUGCCCAUAAGAAUAUUUAAGAAUCUUAGAGUCUGCAAUGAUUGCCACAAGGUGACCAAAUUGGUCUCCAGAAUUUAUAAUGUGGAGAUCAUUGUAAGAGAUCGUGUUCGGUUCCAUCACUUCAAAGAUGGAACCUGUUCUUGUAAAGAUUAUUGGUGAAUGAUGCUUCUGUUUUAGCUUGUACCAUCUAGAAGAGGCGUGUAUAGCUGAACGAACUUGGGAACUUCGUCUAAAUUAUUAUUGAGUAAAAUAGAAUUCACUAACGGCACGGCACAAUUUGGCGUGUUGCUAUAUAGAAGUUAUUUGUUUA
Messenger RNA from Neltuma alba, 2172 nucleotides. Its product is annotated as pentatricopeptide repeat-containing protein At1g59720, chloroplastic/mitochondrial-like. The record is from RefSeq and is a predicted model, not a curated record. Gene Ontology annotation, molecular function: RNA binding; protein binding; zinc ion binding. Gene Ontology annotation, biological process: RNA modification. NCBI's taxonomy places the organism in Eukaryota, Viridiplantae, Streptophyta, Magnoliopsida, Fabales, Fabaceae. The transcript is spliced from 3 exons. Bases 105 to 2021 code for a protein of 638 amino acids.